Hymenoscyphus albidus is the source of this 1655-nucleotide messenger RNA. The record is from the annotation of a GenBank genome assembly. NCBI's taxonomy places the organism in Eukaryota, Fungi, Ascomycota, Leotiomycetes, Helotiales, Helotiaceae.
AGACUUUCAGGGUCCACACGCCAUUCCAGCCGGACCUACUUCUACACUACUUGACCUACUUGGCUGCAAAACUAGUGCGCACCCCCAUCUUAAACCUUCACUCACACCUUGGAAAUACUUGACCGACCGCCUCUUGCUCUCACACCUUUCUCCUUCAACGCUUGUCCUCGUGUUUGUGAAAACUCUACCAAACCUGCUCUCCUACCCCCCUGCGCUAGCCAAACUGUUAAAAGGUUCUCACUCUCCAAUGUGUAACCUUCUGUUCUACACCUGCGCUAUAUUCACCACCUCCAGAUAACGUCAUACCCACUCGCUCUCCAGUUUUUCGCUGUACUGUGCUGUGCUGUCUCUCUGACCCAGCGUUGCGCUGAAGGAGUCAAGUGAAAGCGAUUCUGACGAAGGAACCCCACACAAUUAUAUCGGCACAAGCAAGUCUUGUCGAGGACUCGUAGUGAGGAAGGGAAAACUUGCAACAACCCAACUUAACAACUCUUCAACCUCACCACUUCACCUUUCUUCCGAUCUAUAGUCUCCCAAUCCGACAGAUCUCAGGUCAAUUUGAACACAACCAAUCCUAAUACCGCAACACCACCGACAAUUCCCUUCCCUUUAUACAAAUACCACCGACCAAAAAAAUGGCGUCCCUAGAAUCCACAACCUCAACCGACACCACCACAUCCUCCUCCUCCAUCUCUGAGCAAGGCUCCCCCGCCGCCAUUCCCCAAGAACUUACCUCCACCACAUCCUCCUCUGAAACCCUUGAGCGCCCCAAGAUGUCCACCCGAAAAUCCAGCGGCACCAUUAUCGUCCCACGGGACUCACGUAUCCAAAUGGAAGAUGGAGAGGAGGAAUUCGACGAGGACGAUGCGCGCACCAUGUCUCCAAGACGCAGUAGUCAAGAUGUCGAACAAAUGUCCCGAGACGCGAGAGCACACCUUGAUGAGUAAGUUGCCUUGCCUGCCCCCUUCCGAUCUGUAUCUAUAUUCAACAAUACUAACAAUUCUCCCACCAGACACGCAAAGAAACUCCAACAAUCCCUUCUAGAAAUCUUCAACCGAAUUGAGGCCGUCCGUGAAGAACACGACAAACUAGACAACAACAACAAAUUCCUCCAAAAGUAUAUCGGCGACCUCAUGUCCACAUCCAAGAUCACCUCCUCAGGCGCUGGCAGUAGAAAGAAGUAGGGGAAUCAACAUAUAGGGCUGGGAAAGAACUGAACCGGGGGAGAUAUCCAUUCAUGCCGUCAAUUUCAUGUUCGUCAAACGGUACAUACACAUGGGGGCGGCUUACUUCUGUUUUUAUGAGCUGCAUCGCAAAGGGCGUCACUACUUGUUGCUUUUUCUUUUCUUCUUUCUCUUUCUUCUCCUGCUUGAUCCCCCAAUCGUAUUUUACUGUUACUGCAGAAGGGCGACAUGCGACAUACCUCAAUUAGGGUUGGAAGAGCGGCAUUGCGUCAAGGCGUCUUUUGUUUGUUACACUUUUUUCACAUCAUACCCCAGAUCCUUCCACCUGGUGAUUCCACAAUCUGCUUCACAACGGUUGAAGUUGACAGACCAGAAUCGCCAACUUGGACAGACACUCACAAGACAAGGAUAUUUGAUUUCUUGUGAGUAAGACUUGUACACUACAUUUAAUGAUCAAAAAACCAUAAACUC